AUGCAGAAUGAAAGUCUGCGUCGAAUGACAUAUAAUUCAAUGUGUUUUAAAAGAAAAAUGUUCAGAUUACAGUCUCACUUUACUGAUGACUUUCAAGCGUUUGCUUCCUGCUGGAAUGAUGACUGUGAUAUUAGUCGAUUUUCCGAUCAUUUGACUGUUUGGCUUGAUCGAUAUAUUGGCAUACCAGCAGAAAAUGUUAUAAUGACAAGCACAUUUCAAGCUAAUUUUCAACCUUGGUGUACAUUUAAUUAUGACGAAGCACUGUUCGAUGAAUGUUGGUUGAAUUGUUCAAUAGAGUUGCGAGAAGAAACGCAGUGGAAUGAUUUAAAAGAUAAUGUAAAUUGUUAG
Didymodactylos carnosus is the source of this 348-nucleotide messenger RNA. Lineage: Eukaryota; Metazoa; Rotifera; Eurotatoria; Philodinida; Philodinidae. The record is from the annotation of a GenBank genome assembly.